Molecule: messenger RNA, 4032 nt
Organism: Styela clava
Lineage: Eukaryota; Metazoa; Chordata; Ascidiacea; Stolidobranchia; Styelidae
Source: RefSeq, a predicted model, not a curated record
GGAGUUGACCUCAAUCUGUUUUCAUUCCAGUGUGAACCUUCUGUCAUGAGAGUUUUUGUGAGGCUUAUCGCGAGGAGGACUGUAGUGAUAUAUUAACCUUUAGGCAUAGAUGCUCAAAAUCUUGCAAAAUUCACUGAAUGCAAGCUCGUAGACUUUUGGAAACGUGUUUUCAGAGAGACGAACGAUGCAUGAUGACUUUUCCUGUCCCAGACAUAACCUGCCUGUGUGUCUCGUCAUUGUUUGUAUAAUACGCGUGGAACGGGUUAUUCCAUCAGUCAGCUGGUCUGCAUUUGGUAAUAUGACAGUGGAACGGUCGGAAUCUAUAGUUACGUAAGGAUCAAAUGGCUAGUUAUGUAACGAGCAAAAUCCUGUGGCGAGGAAAAACUCAAGCCAGACGAUUGUUACGUCGUUCUAUCUUUCAAAACACCUCGCGUCGAAAUGCUGCGAGAGCCACCGUUGUUGAGCCGAAUAAAGAUGAGAUUUAUAAUUUCAACGAAAGCCAAACAACGAAAAGGAAAUUGCCAGAUAUUGUUCAACCGUUUUCUCAUUUUCUGAGUGAUAAAUUUGGACGAAAUCACACUUAUCUCCGGAUAUCACUGACAGAAAAAUGUAAUCUCAGAUGUACUUAUUGCAUGCCGGAAGAAGGAGUUGAUCUCACCCCAAAAGAGCAUUUAUUAUCUACAGAGGAAGUUAUAUAUCUUGCAAAAUUAUUCAUCAGAAAUGGUGUCGAUAAAAUUAGAUUUACUGGAGGAGAACCGUUGGUCAGACCAGAUAUAUGUGAAAUUUUAUCUGAAUUGAAUCGUUUAAGAACUGGAAAUGAUCCGGCAUAUCAUCAUUUUGAUACAAUGGGUAUCACAACAAACGGGAUUGUCCUUGCAAAAAAGCUUCCUGCUUUAUUAGAAGCUGGUUUAGACAGCGUUAACAUAAGUUUGGAUACUCUAGUUGCAGAAAAGUUCAGCUUUAUUACAAGAAGAAAUGGAUGGAAUCAUGUAGUGAAAAGUAUUUAUAAAGCGGUUGACAGUAAUCUGGACUCAGUUAAGAUCAAUUGUGUUGUCAUGCGUGGACUAAACGACGAUGAGAUAUGUGAUUUUGUUGCAUUAACGCAAAACCUUCCGGUUGAUGUCAGAUUCAUUGAGUAUAUGCCUUUUGACGGUAAUCGAUGGAAUCAGAAAAAAAUGCUUCCCUACAGUGAAAUGCUUUCGCUUAUUCAUCAAAAAUGGCCGGGGUUGGAAAAAAUCCAAGAUCAUGCAAAUGAUACCUCUAAGGCUUAUAAAGUACCGGGUUUCAAAGGACAAAUCGGUUUCAUAACGUCAAUGUCUGAUAAUUUUUGUGGUACUUGUAACAGACUUCGUAUCACUGCUGAUGGAAAUUUAAAGGUUUGUCUAUUUGGAAGCAGUGAAGUAUCAUUGCGAGAUACAAUUCGUUCUAGUAAAGAUGAAUCGGAGAUUAUGAAUGUAAUUGAAUCGGCCGUCAAAAGGAAGAAGAAACAACAUGCUGGUAUGAUCAACAUCGCUCAAUCAAAGAAUCGUCCUAUGAUUUUGAUCGAUUCUUCAAGAAAAUUCAUCCAUAUAUGUAAUAAUCAAUCUUUCAAUCAAAUUAUAUCCACAACAAUUGAUCAAAAAAACACUGAAGUAAAACAUUAUCAGAAAAAAAUGAUUUCUGCGAAGCGGGGAUUUUUUAUGGCGAUGAAACUCCCGAAUAAUGAGAGACGUGCUAAUGCCGCAGGAUCGUUGCGCUAUAUGUCUGGAUUAUCACAUGUUGAUAACAAAGGAAAAGCUGAAAUGGUGGAUGUCAGCAGCAAAGACAAAACGCUUAGAGUCGCUAAAGCCGAGGGACUUGUGAUUCUAUCUAAAAAUGCAUACACUUUGCUUGAACAAAAUCAAAUCCAAAAAGGGGACGUUUUAACAACAGCUAAAAUCGCUGGAAUUAUGGCAGCAAAAGAUUGUUUCCGUAUUAUUCCUCUAUGUCACAAUAUCAUGCUUACAAAAGUAAACGUCGAACUAUCAUUGCACAGAGACGAUUAUUCAGUGAGCAUAACUUCAAUGGCUAAAGCAAUUGGUACAACAGGUGUAGAAAUGGAAGCUCUUACAGCAGUGUCAGUUGCCGCUCUCACUGUUUAUGAUAUGUGCAAAAGUGUGUCUCAUGAUAUCACCAUAACUGACAUAAAAUUAGUGGAAAAAUACGGUGGAAAAUCUGGACAUUAUCACAGAAAAGAGAAAGAACUAGAUGAAUGAAAUAUUACCAGCAAAUUAUGUUGAAUUUUUUACUUCUGAAGUAUUUUGUUUUUGGGGUAACAUUUAAUACAAGAGGGUAGUUGGAUGGUUCCAAAUUUUGGGUGUGAAAUUAUGUGAAGGGUUAAUCGGAAAAUUCACAUACAUUGCUGACAGUAAACCUUGAUUUAUUUUUCAGAAUCAUUUCGAAAAUUAACUGAGGAUAAUUUGUACCAGUACCGAAAUAUUGUGUAUUGAAACCUUUAUUUAUUUCUCACUGCAUAUCCGUAUUUGGCCGUUGUCACAAGGAUUCUUGAACGUGAUAGUAUGACGGUGAUAAAUAUGAAUAACAAACAAAACUUUUUUUCACAAAUUAAUUAUUUGCUGAUUAAUUAAGUUAUAUCUUAUUUUGCCUAAAGAAGGCUAAAUUGAUCUAUGGAAAGGUCACGGAUAUACUCUCUCUAUUUUACACUCCUCAUUUAUAAUUAGUGAGCUUUAUUAUUUCUUAAUUAACGAACAAUUUCUAUCUCUUAUCAUUGUACAUUGUUAUUUUUCGGUAUCUUGAUUUUUAUAUUGCUUAUAUAUAUGCUUUCAAUGUCUUUGUACCUGUUUAGAAAAAGUGCAAUCAGCAUGUAACAAAUUACUAUUAUGUGUGUAUAGUAUAUGUUAUACAGUUGGAUACUUAUCGUGAAGUUUAAAAAUAGUACAUAGGAUCUAAUAAGCGUUCUGUACUGUAUUAUUUACUGAUUAUCCUAAAAAUUCAGCCUUGAUGCAUGACAAAAAUUCAACUAUAUCUGAUGCAGCGUUUCCUAAACUUUCUGGUUUUCUCUGUUUUGGUGAUUUUUGGAAAAACCCGAUGAUGGUUGAUUAACCACUAAUAGAGAAGAAUGAAAACAUGACAAAAAUCUCAGCAAUACAACUUCACACUAAUUGGAUGUCCCAUUUCGAAAAUUGUUAAAAAACAACUGUUGGAUUAAAACCUAUGUCUUUUCUUUUUUGUUCUGAACAAAGAUUUAUUCAGAGAACCACUUUAGCAUAUAAAUCUGGGGUGUGCAACAGGCAGCCAUUGGGCCACAAACCGGCCCACCAAGUCAUUUAGUGUGGCCCUCGUCAACUCUGAGAUUUUUCCCCACUAAGCAUAAAAUUUAUUAAUAAAAUAAUUUAUGUUUAAAAAGGCGCCCACAUGAGUGAAAAUACAUGUUUUAUUUAUUCAACUCUUGUUGCUGAGUUAAAUUUUUCGCCCUUUUGCAUUGUGAGCACAGCUAGGCGUCUGAGGUUGGUCAUAAUUAUGGCCCAGCAACAAAAAAGGUUGCACAUCCCUGAUACAAGUCUUCCAAUGGAAAAAAUUGCCUUUGAGAAUCAAGAUAACUGUAUUACAGCUUGAUCAUGACACUAAUCAGUCUCUUAUCGAAAAUAUCUAAUUGCAUCUGAUAUUGUUAUGCCUUUUUAUAUAGUGGAAUAAUUUAAUGAAAAUGGGCCUAUUUUGAGUUUUGUAAUAUUUUAUUUGUUGAAAGAUAAUGAUUCUUUGCAAUUCUAAUUUUGUUGAUUUACAAAAAAAAAUUUAAUGUUUUUAGUUUUGAUUUGUUCAUUAAUAAAAGUAUAUUUGAAAAUUUUUAUACAUUUUAAAAACUCAUCUCACUAUGUCAAUUUGUGCCAAAUAAUUUAUCAACUACACCGACGUAUUUGUCCGUAUCUAAUCGACAGAUGGAACUUUUCUUUCAGAUUUUUUGAAAUUGACAAAUUUGAUUUUUCGUAGCUGCAAGAAAUGAGGAAACUAAUUAUUCUUUUUUCUAUCGAGAAUAUAUAUUUAAAAACACUUGAA